AUGCGUCUCACCCCCCUCGUCAGCAUCAUGGCCCUCGCGGCCACCGCCAUCGCCGACGGCAAAGCCAUCACCGAUGCCAUGGCCAAGAUCAACACCCAGACCGCUGACCUAGGCACCACCGUCAAGAACUGGAAGGGCGACCUGCUCGGCGCGCUCCCCAUCACCGUCAAGUCCACCCAGCUCCUCAAGCAGAUCAAGUCGGCCGCCAAGGUCGCCGACAAGUCUGCCCCCCUAUCCUUCGACGAGGCCCUCGCCGUCGCAGGCGCAACCGGCGACCUCAGCAAGACGGUCCAGGCGACCCUGCAGACCAUCGUCGACACGAAGCCCAAGUUUGACAAGCUCAUCAUCCUGAGCCCCGUUGUGCUUCUGAACCUGGAGCUGGAGCAGGAUGCUACGGACGACUUUAGCGGCAAGGUUGUCAGCAAGGUUCCUGAGGCGUUGCAGGCGAUUGCGCAGGGGUUGAUUAAGCCUAUUGAUGAUGCGUUUGCUGCGGCCAUUGACAAGUAUCGCAUUUUUUAA
Pochonia chlamydosporia 170 is the source of this 519-nucleotide messenger RNA. RefSeq names its product antigenic cell wall galactomannoprotein. The coding region runs from base 1 to 519 and encodes 172 amino acids. The transcript has a single exon. Lineage: Eukaryota; Fungi; Ascomycota; Sordariomycetes; Hypocreales; Clavicipitaceae. The record is from RefSeq and is a predicted model, not a curated record. Gene Ontology annotation, cellular component: extracellular region.